UGUUCCACGGGGACAACCUCACGCAAAAUCCUUAGAGAUUAGGUCGCCAGAUUCCCUCCGAUCGCACGUCCGACUGAAGACCUGGUUUUGGGACGAUCGCAAACUAUAGUCGAGUAAUUUCGGAUGGGUCACUCCAACACGCUGCGCUGCAGGAUUACAUAAAAAAUCCCCCUGGAAACGUCGCAACAAUGCAUUGGAAGCUGCGGAUCGGCACCUCCGACAGCGAAGCGAAGAGACGGAGCAUGUUGCUGGAACCGCACCCACAAUCCCGCCAUAGUGAACAGAUCCCUCGUCCGAACCUGUCCACGACCGCCCUCCCCCCAAGGCAUUCCGAGUCCGCGCCGCGCUCACCGUCUCUGGCCGGUCCAGAGGAGGGCGAGCACACCGACUAUGUGGCCGACGACAACAAUCACAACCGUCUGACGCAAUCUCGCAGUCGCGCAGAUGACUCCUCAACCCGGUCAAGAUAUCCUGGGAACGCCCUCACGCCGGGGAGCGGCCCGAAUUGGCGGAUGAAUCGUUUCAGUUUCAUGAGGCUUCGUCAUGCGUCGGACCCGCAGUUAUCCAAAUCGUAUGCCAAGGCUGCGAAGGAUAUCCCUCCUGUCCCGUCCUUGCCUCCGCCCCCCACGAUCAUCACCACUGCACCGACCACCUAUGAGCCCGAAGAACCUGUGAAGCGAAAGAAUAAAUUUAAGCUCUUCCCGGACGGGAAAAAGCCGACGGUGGAGGAGAUCCCUGCACAGCAGCCGGGCCUCAACGGAAAGCCCCGACAUGUCGCUCAAGGUUCGAUAGGGUCACAGACCGUGGAUCCCAGCCGACCUGCGUCUCGAGUCAGUGGAGAGGAACCGGGUCGUCUGUCGACCACGUCCAUACGGAGCAGUGGCCGUGAACAGCCUAACGAUUCCCACCGCUCUUCUGCAACGGACGUGCGGUUCUCCGAAUCCUCGCGUUCUGACCAGGAUCACCCUGACCAUGGGGCCUCCCGUGGGCUUCCUUCGAGCGAAGGGUCAAUCACCAGUGCGAAGAGAUUUCGGAUGCCGCGUUUAAAGCGAAACAAGGCUCCCCUUUUCCCACUCCCCCCUAAGCCGACUGGGUCGCAGUCGCUCAAUGGGCGUACGCCCAAGACCGUCCACGGCCGUUCCAUUCAACGAUCCGACGUCUCAGAUGAUCAAGACCAAGAUCAUGUUUCCCCGCUGCCGUCGCCAUCACGUUCCACAGGCGUUUCCUCUCCCCGCCCUCCCCUCCUGCGAAAGGAUUCAGCAAACUCAGCCCAUUCGAGUCACUCGACACCCUCCAUUCGCCAGCGUCGACCUCCCACGUCGCGAGCUCGAUCGUCUACAUUGGAUUCUUUGGCCAAUAUCCGAGAUAGCGAGCAACAGCCAUCGCCUCAUCUCACCUCAUCAGGGCGAACGUCCACUUCGACAAGCGGACGCAAGAGCUUUGGCGACCUCUUCAACAUCCCGCAGCGGUUGAGACAAAAUUCGGAACCACCGUUUCCCAGAAGCGGGUCCCCCGCUGCCCGAGGGACAGAGACUCCGGUUUCCAAAGGGCCAUCGUAUCCGGAACGACAGGAGAGUGACACGCCCGCCUCUUAUCUGGAGAGACUGGAGGCAACGGUCCCGAAGAGUGUUAUCGCCAGCGUGCUCUCCCAGUCGAAUGAUGAAUUCUACAAAACCGCUCUGCGGAAGUACAUGCGGGGAUUCUCUUUCUUUGGGGACCCCAUUGAUAUGGCUGUCAGGAAACUGUUGAUGGAAGUGGAAUUGCCCAAAGAAACCCAGCAGAUCGAUCGCUUCAUUCAGAGCUUUGCUGAUAGAUACCACGAAUGUAACCCCGGUAUCUUCGCCAGCACAGACCAGGCUUACUUUAUUGCAUUUUCGAUCCUGAUCUUGCACACUGAUGUCUUCAACAAGAAUAACAAGCGCAAGAUGCAAAAGCCGGACUAUGUCAAGAAUUGCCGCGGGGAAGGAAUCGCCGAGGAUAUCUUGGAGUGCUUCUAUGAGAACAUCUCGUAUACCCCCUUCAUUCACAUCGAGGAUAAUAAUCCAAACGGGCGUCAGAUCGCCAAGCCGCGACGAACUCUGUUCAAGACCGCUAGCUCAGACCAUCUGGGUCGUUCCUCCAAAGAGCCGGUGGAUCCCUAUACUUUGAUCAUGGAUGGCAAGCUUGACUCUCUACGACCAAGCCUGAAGGAUGUUAUGAACUUGGAAGACCCGUACCGCUGCGAUGGAACCGAAGGUCCGCCCGAUAUUGAAUGCCUUCAUCGGGCAUUUUCCAAAGCAGCUAUUCUGCAGAUAAUCUCACUUCGCUCACGGCCCGAUGCAUUCAUGCCGGCUAGUAUGGAAAAUCCGGUGGAUUCUAGUCCAGGUCUGGUGGAUAUCAAAGUGGCCAAGGUGGGGUUACUGUGGCGCAAGGACCCCAAGAAGAAGAAGGCAAGAUCCCCAUGGCAAGAAUGGGGUGCCCUCCUCACAUUUUCGAAGCUGUAUUUCUUCCGGGAUGUGAACUGGGUGAAGUCGCUCAUGCACCAGCAUGAAUCCCACCAGAAGGAAGCUCGCCGUGGAGCUGUCACUUUCAAACCGCCUCUGACGGACUUCAAACCUGACGGCAUUAUGCCAACCGAGGACGCAGUGGCGCUGAUAGAUUCUGGUUACAAGAAGCACAAGCAUGCUUUUGUCUUCGUUCGCCACAACGCCAUGGAGGAGGUCUUCCUGGCCAACAGUGAAUCCGACAUGAAUGACUGGUUGGCGAAGCUGAAUUAUGCCUCCGCCUUUCGGACAACUGGCGUUCGGAGCAAAGGCAUGAUGGCCACAAACUACGACGCGCAGCGGAAUCGGAUGAGCCGCAGGGGCUCUACCGACUCUUCCGCGGACAAAGAGCCACCUUCCCCAAAUCCUGAGACGGAGGUGGGUGAAGACAUAAUUGUCGUGAGAAGUGAGAUUUUGCGCCAAAAGAUCCGGGAGGCGAACGAAAAGCUCUUCGUGAGCCAGCGGCAACUGGAUGAUCUGCUGAGAAGCGCUAGACAUCUGCAGGUUCUAACUCCGGUGCACUCCAGGGCGCGAGAGAACGUGAUUCUGGCGGCGGGACGGAUGGCCGCGAAGCUCAAAUGGGUGAGGCAGGAUCUCUGGCGUACCAGGUGCUACCGUGAGGUUCUCGUCCGAGAGCUGGGUGAAGGAGACAGCGAGGCGCAACCUCCAGCCGACCCGAAGCGUUUGCAGUUACAGAUCCCAAAUGCAGACGGCGCCUCCGUGCAAGAACCACAGGAAGAAAGUGUGGCUGAAAAGGUGAUAUCUCCGAUCAUAGAGGUUUCGCCGCACCCCGAAUCCAUCAAGCCGCCCUCUAUCAACCAGCCACCGUCAUCACAGCCUGCUGCAGAUGAUGUCCGAAGACCCAGCAUCCCCGCGUCCUUCGCCUCGUUCGAGGUCGCUUCUCGCGCCGGAAGACGGCUCUCCAUCGACGACCUGAAAGAACGCACGAAGUCAGCUUCUCCCGCCCCCACGAACCGAUUGACUCGAGAAGCAUCCGUGCUCAGCGCUAGUAGUCGACUGGAGGUCUCCAGCUUGGGCUCCCGUGCUUCCAAGAUCACGGCUCCCGGAAGCUUCGACGAGGGCGAAGAUCGAAUCCUUCGCGAGGCUGGCUUGCUUGACGCAAGCACCUCGCCCCAGUCCAAGAGACAAUCUCUUGUCAUCAUGGACGGCGAAAUCGAUCAGAAGCCUUCAGACUCACAAGAAACGUCUCAGAUGGAUCGCACGAGCCGGAUCCGCCGCAGCCUCCACCGGACUCUCCGUGACUCCCCUGGCGUGCCCCAUGUGCACUAUCCUCGUAGCAAGAAGUCCCGCGAGUCGGCACCCGGUGGGACGGAGCAAGAUGAUACUCCUGGACCCCUGGAAGGCGGAGGGCUGUCACGCAAAUCAGCCAGCUUCACGGUCCACGGCAAGAAGGCCUCGAUCGUCACGUUCGGCAGCGAAUGGCAGAACAUGCCGCCCGAAGAGCGCCUCAAGCUCCGCAAGCCCACCCCGUCCGACGAGCCCAGAGCUUCUGACCCAAGCAUUGCCAGUGCUGCCAACUCCAUCAUUUCGGAGCCCUUGCACCCGGGUCACCCGCACUCUCUGCGCAGCGUGAGCCCCGGCGCCCGGAAUAGCGUCCACUUCCCCGAGGAGUCCGGCGACUUCAACGACAUCCCGCGCAGAGUCUACAGCGGAGUACGGAAAGUGAAGAGCGACGACGCCAUAGACACCAGCUCUAAAUUCACCGAAAGCUCAUUCGUCACGGCCUUCCAGGAUCCUUCCACGACGACUGUGACCGAAGACCGACUGUCCUCCACCACGGCCGGCAGCAACGAGACCACACCACAGAAACUUUCCCCCAGCCCUCCCGAACAGGCUGUGAAUGCAUGAGAAGAAGAAAAGAAGAAUACGCACAUUACUUACUACUGCAAGAAAAAUAAUCCAACCUCUCACCCUCAUCAUGCCCACGUCGGGUUCCCUCUAUCCCUUCCUGCUUACCUCCUUUUUUCUCUCUCUCUCUCUGACGACUUAAACUUUAUACCCCUCUAUCUACUUUCAUUUCAUCUUGUCCUUCUCUACCAUCUCGUAUUACUACCACUACCUACUAUUAUAUUUA
Aspergillus heteromorphus CBS 117.55 is the source of this 4617-nucleotide messenger RNA. Its product is annotated as Arf family guanine nucleotide exchange factor SYT1. The record is from RefSeq and is a predicted model, not a curated record. The transcript has 3 exons. Gene Ontology annotation, biological process: regulation of ARF protein signal transduction. Bases 189 to 4391 code for a protein of 1400 amino acids. Gene Ontology annotation, molecular function: guanyl-nucleotide exchange factor activity. Lineage: Eukaryota; Fungi; Ascomycota; Eurotiomycetes; Eurotiales; Aspergillaceae.